CGCAGCUUCUACCACUUUCUAUGUUUGUACCUACCCAAGGCACAAGGCUAAGACCACUACACUAGAAAAUAUUAAAUAUUUCCAUGUAAGCUAGAAGGAAAUACCCACAUGUGCAGUAUAAACUGUACAUACUACACACUAAAUACUAAAUACUACAUACUAAAUUCUACAAACUAAAUGCUAAAUACUACCUACUAGUACAACAUUGAAGUCUACAGCCUACAAGCAAAGGAGCCAAGUUGAUCGAUCAACAUUGGAACUUGUGUCAGACGAAAUAUAACGAAACACAACGAAAUACAUUCCUAUACGAAAUAUAUAGGAACCCUAAGGUGCCCCAUACCACACAAGCUUAACGAUGGCCCAGAAGUGUGUUCACAAGGGUUGUGGAAAGGUUUAUACUGAUUCAGAAGAGGUCUGCAUUUACCAUCCGGGUCCUCCAAUCUUUCACGAGGGACAAAAAGGCUGGAAAUGCUGCAAGCCACGAGUCUUGACUUUUGACGAAUUCCUCGAGAUUCCUCCUUGCACUGAGGGCAAACACAGCUCUACAGACUUUCCUCCCGAGAUCGAGAAGAAAGCAGCGGAAAAUACCGAUUCAGCUUCAGCUACCCUUGCUGCCACCCUCGAAAAGGCAGCAGCAACCGCACCCACCCGUGCCCCUAUUGCACCCCAGCCAGCUCCUACCGCUACCCCACCACCACCAGAAUCUGAAGACGAUGAACCGUCUCUAGAGAUCCCACAUGGCAAGGUUUGCCGCCGGAAAGGCUGCAAUGCCGCUUAUGAGAAGAACCAGGCUAGAUCUGACGAAGAGAAAUGCGUCCACCACCCGGGCGCUCCAAUCUUCCACGAGGGAAGCAAGGGAUACACCUGUUGCAAGAGACGGGUAUUGGAGUUCGACCAAUUCAUGAAGAUUGAAGGAUGCAAAACUUCGCCUAGACAUCUAUUCAUUGGAUCCGGGCAGCAAAAGGGCAAGGCCGCGACAGCAAAUGCUUCGGCAGCCGGGAAUGGAGAGGAAGUGCUCGAAACGGUGCGACAUGACUUCUACCAGACACCAUCAACGGUGAUAGCGUCCUUCUUCCUCAAGAAGAUUGACAAGGACAAGUCGGCAGUCAAGUUUGAGUCUCAAGGAAUUGCGCUCGACCUACUCACAAGCGAUGCGCAGCCUAAGCGAUAUAGGACCACCAUCCCCCUGUUCGCAUCUAUCGACAUGGAAAAGUCGACCUAUAAGAUUCUUGGCACAAAACUCGAAGUGAGCUUGAGCAAAGCAGGGGGAACAAGCUGGCCAGUUUUGCGGAGCGAUGAGCGACUGACAGGCGAGAUAUUGCAGAUCGGACAAGCAGGUCGCGUAUAGCCAAGCACCUAGCCAAACAGCAAAACAAUCAAACAACCAAACUAACUAAAAGAGUUCAUCACCUUUCCAAAUCUCAUGUGCUUCAUUGAUAUGAGGAAUUGUGACACGUCGCCUCACCGGUUGGAUAUAUGUAUGAGGCUGUAACAGGUACCAAACCAACUUUAAUCCCUGCGCAGAUCUCUCUCCAACCCCCAUUUUCUCUCACCUUUAGUUCGGACGAAAUGUCACGGGACAAUGAUCAAAGCUGAAUCUCAGAUCUCUUGAGUCUUGUCCUACCAUGAACACUACUCAACAUCAAUUGUAGCAGCUGACGAAUGUUAUAAUCAACACGAAAAAGCUUAU
Molecule: messenger RNA, 1690 nt
Organism: Hypoxylon fragiforme
Lineage: Eukaryota; Fungi; Ascomycota; Sordariomycetes; Xylariales; Hypoxylaceae
Product: integrin beta-1-binding protein
Exons: 2
Coding region: 356-1348 (330 amino acids)
Source: RefSeq, a predicted model, not a curated record